GUAGAGAUAAACAACACACCUCUCUGCACAGCAUCAAUCACACAAGACAUCAAGCGGACAUUUCUGGCUUUAUUAUUCCUUUGAGAUUACCAAAGAUGGUGAGGAUGAGGGUGUUGAUCUUCUCUCUGGUUUUCCUGGCGUCUCUGGGCGUCUUCCAUUGUGCUCCUGAAACGUCCCUUCCUCCAGUAUUACCCAACACCCUCAAACGUCUGUCUCUGGAGGGAGAGAAGCUGGUGGAUCAGGAGGUCAGCAAAGCUCUGUAUGGAAUCAAACAAAUGAAGGAGGUGAUGGCCAGAAAUGAAGAGAAACAUGCAAACCUAAUGAAGUCCCUGAGGCACAGCGAGGAGAAGAAAAAGGGGGCAGCAGAGAUCACGCAGAGCAUAGAACAGAAGCUGAAUGAAGCAGCGCAACACUGUAACGAGUCUAUCAAGUCCUCGUGGCUGCAGUGUCUGCACUGUCUCAACGACACCUGCAAAACCUUCUACACCAACAACUGCCGUCGUGGAUUCACCACUUUCACUAACAAACUACAGACCUUCUUCCAGAGACUGAACUCUCAGUUUGAGCCUCGUGAUGCUCAGGAUGAGGUGGCUCUGAACCAGAGCGUUGAGACUCCUGACCUGCAGGUGGUGAGGAUCGAGGACUCCUUUAGCAGCCUUCUCUCUAAAGUGGGAGCGCUGGUAAAUCGCAGUGUGGUGCUGGUCUCUCACUUCCACCAUGAGCUAGACCAGGCCUUGCGUAGAGCCUUCAGCCCUGAGCUUCAGGACGACCGAGAGAGAGAGCUGCAGCUCAAGCCUAAAAACAAAGCUCUGGACUCUGCCUUUCUGGAGGGUGUGGGUCUGGACGAUGUGCUCGACUCCUUCUUUGACUUUGGCAGACGUGUGUUGGAUGAGUUUGGCGCUGUCGUUACACAGGCUUUCAGUGACAUUCAUGGGGCUGCGGAGAAGACUGGGGAAGGGAAGAAGCUCCUCCCUCAGUUUCUGCAGACCCGGAGGCUGUGCAGAGACAUGCGCAGACAGUCCUCGGGUUGCUGGCAGCUGCAGGACAAAUGUGAAGUCUGCCAGGGAGUCUUGCUUACCGAGCCAGAAUGCCCGCUUGUCAAAGAGCUGCACAUUGAGCUGGACGAGGCGUCUCAGCUGUGGGAAGUGUCCAAGCAGCAGUAUGAAGAGGUGCUGGGCAUCGUGCAGCAUCACACCGAAGACACCAUCAGCCUGAUCAGCAACAUGGCCUCUGACUUCGGCUGGGUGGCCGAACUCGCCAGUAACAACACCACUCCUGAGAACAUCUUCAACAUUGCCACGGUGGUGGCACAGACUGAAGAGGGCGCCAGCGGUCCAGCAACAGACUCUACAGUGGAAGUGAAUAUCCUCAACUCCCCGACUCUCACCCUGACCGUUCCUGCGGGUCUCAAGCUGCAGGAUCCUGCUUUCAUCCAGUAUGUGGCACAGGAGGCUCUGGGCAUCUACAAGCAGAUGGUCAGGCAUGAUGACGUGUAAUGAAACACAAGUCAUCAGUUUUCGGCCCAGCUUUAACCAGAACACUCUUGCAACAUCCCAUAUCCUAUAAUUUAAGCAUUGUGUUUUGCUUAGAAACCGAGAUACUACAAGCAUUCAUUAAUGUUAUCAUAUGGCAGGUUGCAAUUUAAAACUUGUCUUGUUAAUUCAUGUAAACAUUGUUAAACUAAUGUAACCGCAUAAUCUCGUUUAUUGCAUAAGCUUUUGCCUAGAUAAAUCAUUAAACACUAGGCCUCGGUGUGUUUAUCAAUCCUAUGAAACACUAUAAAUGUUUAUUUUAUUUAUGUUUAAUUAUGGUGCAUGUUUCAAUAGUAAAUAAAAUAUUAAUUAAAAACAGUAUUAAUAAUGAUAAAGUCACAUAGACAUAAAGUCUCAUUACCUUUAUUACUCUCAGAUGAAAAGCGUUGUUUCCACCAAGUCCUAGGUCAAAUUCAAUUGACCUAAAUGUUCCACUGAAGAAUUGACAUGAAAGCCACAAAGAGUUAAAAGCAUUACGUAAAACUUUAUUUUUGACUGUACAAAUUCUUCAGAUUAGUAAUCGUAACCAGUUUCACAACAAAUGUUCUCUUCUUUUCAUUAAAACUCUCACCUCACAAUCA
Danio rerio (zebrafish) is the source of this 2113-nucleotide messenger RNA. The record is from RefSeq and is a predicted model, not a curated record. NCBI's taxonomy places the organism in Eukaryota, Metazoa, Chordata, Actinopteri, Cypriniformes, Danionidae.